AUGGACAGUCAACGGCAGCAAGCAUACAUACCCGGCCCCCCGCCUUCAGCGACACAACCAUCUCAGCCUCAUAUGAUCCCUCUACCACCACCGCCACCCAGACAUCCGCAAGCGCAACCUCAGGUCAUGCCACCUCCGCCUCCAGGGCCGCCUCCAGGAGCUGGAUAUGGCACUUCGAAGCUGGCAAAUCCUCAAUUGCAGCAUCAAAACAAUAUGGGUUGGCAACAUAACUGGGCGAGGCAAGCGCUGCCUCAAGGCUUUCUUCCACCUCCACCACCUCCUCCCAUGGUUCCAGCUAACCAAACGUUCGGUCGCCAACCGACUCUGUCCGUCCCCCCUAGCGAUGGCCAGCCGAUAACGUCUGCAACAUAUGUGCCCGGCGGCAAUACGUUCGGUCCAGGCGUUGGGAUCCCAUCGUUGUUUGAUGCUCACCCUCGCUCUGCAUACGAGACCUACAGUACUAUGGCGGCAACCGAUAGACAAAGAGCUGCAGUCAAUCAGUUAUAUGACAAUCCAGGAGAAGUCCCGGCGUACAAGAGGGACGGGAAUAUUCCGCCUACCCCCUCGACUCGCACAUUGCCCACGCCCUUGACUUCACAUGCCAAUGUUCAAGACACCGUCGCUCCUGCCGUCCCUGCCUCAACUGUUCAGAACCCCCAAGCCCAAACAAGCCACGCAGCUGAAUUGACCAAAUCCCCAAGUCAUCGCCAUAACAAUAACAACACCCUACUUGGAGGCAUGUCAGCGAGCGAGGCUGCUCUGCAGUGGCCACUUGAUCGAGUACUGUUGUGGCUCGCGAAAAAUGGCUUCUCUAAAGACUGGCAGGAGACCUUCAAAACUCUACAAAUUGAGGGAGCCGAUUUCCUUGAUAUCGGCCAUGGAGCAAAUGGUCGAGGCAAUCUUAACAAAAUGCAUAACGAAGUCUAUCCUCAACUCAGCAAGGAUUGCGAAGCUAGUGGCACAGGAUGGGAUCCGGUACGCGAGCGGGAAGAAGGAAAACGUAUGCGUAGAUUAAUUCGGCAAAUUCAUGAUGAUGGAAGCCACGAGGCUGCAGCUCCCAUUUCAAAACGACGAGAAUCGCAAGCUCCCUCCGAGGGCCAUCCGGAGGCCUCACCCAAGAUACCUCAUGAGCCUCAAUCUGCCGGUCCCAACACCGGAACGGUUGAGAAUAGCCCUAACCUCAAAGCACCCCAAUUAGCUCAGCCUCAUCGAAAUAGCAUGCAGAUGCGUUCUGUCACUUUACCCAUCCCAAAUACUUACGAUAAUGGAUUAACGGAUUUUGGCUUGAAUGACAGCACAGGAUUUCGAUCAGAUUAUUCUCGAACAGUACUGGCUGGUCUCGGCGUUGACCAUCGAAGGCAAAGCCCGUCAAUGUCCAGUGACAACGGCAACUUUCCAGUACCAUUUCGACCAUAUGAGGACAGCCCUAAAAGUGGGAGCCCAGCGACGCAGCACGCCACGCUGCACCAAGGCUUAUCUUCAUCGUCGGCAGGUGACUUGAGCGUGAAGUAUGAACAUUCUCGUGGUAAUAGUUCCGAUUCGGCAAUGGGUCGGCGAUAUUACGAAUCGCGCAAGGCGCAGGAGACUGUCCGUCCAUCGCCACAAGAGACAUAUAACCGUCAAUGGUCAGGCGAGAAUUCUUCGUCAUAUUCGAAGGAGCAUAAGGGACUCUUCAACUUCUUGAAAAAGCGAACAAAAGCCGGGGACUCCAACCAUCCGUCACCUGAAGAACAGUACCUAGAGUCCCCGACAAGUCCGGUGCACCAACGCCAGAACGGUCCACAUCUUCCAUACGCCAAACCGAAUUUCAAUGCCAGUGAUAUGUCCCUGGGUGAGCGUCCAUCGUCCGCCUCAAUGUCAGACCAGGAACGGCUCGCUACACGAGGCAAGCCAGUACAGAAAGGGAAGAAAUGGAUAUUCGUGACUCUGGACGGGUGGAAUUAUCGUUUAGUCGAUAUCACUGACAUGGAUUCUGUGGAAACACUGCGUGCGGCUAUCUGCAAUUAUCUCGGAAUCUCCGACUGGACUGGAGCGCAGAUUUUCCUAACUGAGCCAGGCCAAACUGAACAUGAGGAGCCGCUGAGCGAUACCAUGCUUGCUCUUUGUCGACGCACCAAAUCCGACUCUAUCGGUACCUUGAAACUGUUCGUGCGGGGGACACACUUCCAGCCAGCCCCAAACAGCUCUGCCACCUUCGCAGGCUUGGGGGUGUCCCUUCCGGAAAAGCAUGCCGCAUCGCCCACUCACCAUGUACACCGUAAACCCCUGGAUGACGAAGCACUAAGUAGGAUUUCACCUAAUGCACAGAACAUACCUGCCUCGCCGCAAUUAGUCACUCGUCAACCGCAGCUCAAGCCUUCUGUGGCGAACCUGUCAACCCGUGAUCUCUCGCAAACUACGGGAACAUCUCCCAUUGAGGGUGAUUCGAAUGUCGGAAUCACACCUGAUUUGGAUAAAGCCGACCUUUUGGCUCGCCAUGAGGAACACAAACGCGAAGUCGAACGGAAGCAGAAGGCCUAUCUCAGCUCCAAAGGACCCCCGCAACCGAGAAAUGACACCUAUGGAGAAACUGGCUAUAGACGUGCCGGCGUCAUUGAUUUUGACGAACGCCGAAUUUCUCCUUACGAAGACAAGAAGCCAGACACACUGGUUCCUCUUCGUAAACCUCCUUCGGCACCACAGGAGUCUUACACACUUACCAGGAUCAACUCGUUGAGAAAGAAAGACGAAAGGCCAAGGGCCCCGCCAGCUGUGCAAACUCAUGGUCUUGGAGCAAUGUUGGCUAGCGUUGGCAGAAUGACGAGUGCAAUAGGUACACCAGCACCUUCAGUGCCAACGCCAACCAGCGCGGUCAAUAAACCCCCUGGCUUUGGAGGUUUCAGUCAAACCCCACAAGGUGACUCGAAGGGCGCACCUCAAUCUUCCCCAGAAAAGGAAAGCCAUGGCACUCCUGUUGUCCCUACCGAGCAAUUCUCGGCGAAGAGCAGUGCCUCCGAAACUCCCAGGCCAGCGCUACAAUCCCGCAAAUCCUACGGGCCUGAAUUCGAUUUUGAAGAGACGGAAGUCUCUUUCCAACGAUCACCCGUGCUCCAAGCUGAAUCUGACGAAGAUUCAGACGACGGUCUUUUUGCUAUACCACUGGCAAAUAAGAAUCCUACUGCCAAGGUCAAGGCGCCCGACACGGUGCCUCCAGGGAUACAGAAAAAGUAUGAGAAGCCAGCUCUCACCCUCAAUACCGAAACAAGGCAUCAAAAGGGGCUUUCCGUGAGUUUCAGGUCACCGAGUGCCACUCGGGAAACUUUUGCCGACGCCGGUGUCGACUUGAGUAACCGGAAUGAACCUUCCUUCGCCAUGGCCAUGUCACCUGAAGAUGAGAGGCCCCCGCGAAGAGAUUCUUUUGCCCGAGGCGAUGUUUGGGCAAGCAGACCUCCGGUCGAAGGAGUUAUCGAUAAUCUGGACGACUUCUUCCCCGAUAUCGACCUUGACGCGCCCUAUCUUGAUGGACAAGGCGCUUCUCCACCUGCAUCCCCGGCAAAUAAGAUUGCAGCCGACAAUGAAUUGAAUCGAAAGGAAAGCCAACCUAACUUGUCUUAUUCGGGAGGAAAGGUUACCGACGCCGGAAAUAUUCUGGGCUCUGGCGAGCCAACAUUGAAGGCACAAGGCGGUGAUAUCGUGGCUCGUCGCAACAUUAACCGAUCCGGAGGACUCACUCGAGGGAAGUCAAUCCGAGAGGUCGCCAGGGGUGCCAACCAAGCGAGCAGGACUCGCAGUAUCCAUACUGGGAACCAAAAGUCUGGUGUGCUUCGCCGCACGAGUACCAAAAUGUUCGGUGCGAAGAUUAUGCAGAUCAGGCCAAAGCCUGGCAGUCGUCUCAGCCAACUUGACCCAAUCCCUCAAAACAACACUUCAUCAGGCGUUCCGCAGAGACAGCCAACUUUCCGUAUCAUUCGCGGUCAGUUGAUCGGCAAGGGAACGUAUGGUCGGGUCUACCUGGGAAUGAAUGCCGAUACCGGUGAGGUCUUAGCGGUCAAGCAGGUGGAGAUCAAUCCGCGACUUGCAGGAUCAGAUACGGACCGGAUUAAGGAAAUGGUCGCUGCAUUGGACCAGGAAAUCGAUACGAUGCAGCACCUUGAACACCCGAAUAUCGUGCAAUAUCUUGGAUGUGAGCGGGGCGAGUUCUCCAUUUCCAUCUACCUCGAGUACAUCUCUGGAGGUUCCAUCGGUAGCUGCCUGCGAAAACAUGGCAAGUUCGAGGAGAGUGUCGUCAAGUCCUUGACUCGUCAAACACUGAGCGGAUUGUCAUACCUUCAUGACCAAGGCAUCUUGCACCGCGAUUUAAAAGCGGACAACAUCCUCCUUGAUGUUGACGGUACCUGCAAGAUCUCUGACUUUGGUAUUUCUAAAAAAACGGAUAACAUUUACGGAAAUGACUCGUCGAACUCCAUGCAAGGGUCGGUGUUCUGGAUGGCGCCGGAAGUCAUCCAGUCUCAAGGACAGGGCUACAGCGCCAAAGUCGAUAUCUGGUCACUGGGUUGUGUGGUACUCGAGAUGUUCGCCGGCCGCCGGCCCUGGAGCAAAGAGGAGGCGAUCGGUGCCAUCUUCAAACUCGGAAGCCUGAGCCAGGCACCCCCUAUCCCGGACGACGUCUCGCUGAACAUCAGUCCCGCAGCGCUGGCGUUCAUGUAUGACUGCUUCACAGUGGACUCCGCCGAACGCCCGACAGCUCAGACUCUUUUGACCCGCCAUCCCUUCUGCGAAGAAGACCCCAAGUACAACUUUCUCGACACCGAACUUUAUGCCAAGAUUCGCCAUGUCCUUUAG
Aspergillus clavatus NRRL 1 is the source of this 4821-nucleotide messenger RNA. RefSeq names its product putative MAP kinase kinase kinase (Bck1) (gene bck1). Gene Ontology annotation, molecular function: ATP binding; protein kinase activity. The transcript has 3 exons. Lineage: Eukaryota; Fungi; Ascomycota; Eurotiomycetes; Eurotiales; Aspergillaceae. Gene Ontology annotation, biological process: protein phosphorylation. The coding region runs from base 1 to 4821 and encodes 1606 amino acids. The record is from RefSeq and is a predicted model, not a curated record.